GCCGCAGUUGUGACAGCUGUGGCAGCACAUGAUCGGUAAAUUUUUGUUCAUCAUUUUUAUUAAAGUACUGUAGGGUCCUGAAUUAAAAGGAUGGCGGGUAUGCUUUCCCUUGCAUCCCAAAAUUUAACACGUUCUAUAAGUCGGAAUUUCUGCACUACAACAGAAGUACUAGCGGCAUCCUUUAAAUUUAGAGAACCCUUAUGUAGUCAUCGCAGUACCAAGAGAUCUAGAAGUAAGGCUCACCUUGUUAUUAAUCCAAGAUCGAAAAGUAUAAAUUUAAGGCAGGAAAAUGGUAUCUAUUUGCAAGGAAUUAAAUACUUUCAUACAUCUAUUGUUAGAUGUGAAUCCCAAGAUGUCAGCUGCCCAGUGUUCCCUGAAUCUGUCGCUGAGGGGGAUGUCAGAUGGGAAAAAAAAGUAGGUGAUCAGGUCGCAGUUGAUGAGGUAGUUUUGGAAAUUGAAACCGAUAAAGUUGCAAUUCCAGUGCCAUCUCCUGCCAACGGAAUAAUUGAAGAGGCUUAUGUAAAAGAUGGAGAUACCGUGAAGGCAAAUGCAAAACUUUUUAGAUUGAAAUUAACAGAAGGUGGAGCAGCACCAGCUGCAGCCAAACCUGCUGAUGCACCUGCACCAGCUGCAGCACAACCAGCAGCUGCAGCGCCUCCUCCUUCUUCUCCUCCACCUCCUCCAGCUGCUGCACCACCACCAAAACCAGCCGCUGCACCACCACAACCGUCACCACCUAAAGCAGCAAUGCCCGUUGCCGCGAUUCGACAUGCACAGGCCAUUGAAGCUGCGACUGUUAAGGUACCGCCUGCAGAUCCUACAAAGGAAAUUGCGGGCACGAGGACUGUGCAUCGCGUGAAAAUGAACAAAAUGCGGCAGAAGAUUGCACAGAGAUUGAAGGAGGCCCAAAACACGAACGCCAUGCUCACAACUAUGAAUGAAAUUGAUAUGAAGACCAUAAUGGACUUCCGUAAAGCACAUCAAGACGCUUUCCUAAAGAAGUUUGGCAUUAAGUUCGGUUUUAUGUCUGUGUUUUGUAAAGCCGUAGCGUACGCCUUGCAGGAUCAGCCCGUUGUUAAUGCCGUUAUUUCCGACGAUGGCCUAGAAGUUCUUUAUCGGGAUUAUAUAGAUAUUUCAGUGGCUGUGGCCACACCUAAGGGACUUGUCGUUCCCGUUUUGAGAAACGUUGAACAAAUGAAUUAUGCUGACAUCGAAUUAGGAUUGGCAGCUCUUAGUGAAAAAGCAAGAAAGGGAGCUUUGGCAAUUGAAGAUAUGGAUGGUGGUACUUUUACUAUAAGCAACGGAGGAGUUUUUGGUUCUAUGUUUGGUACACCAAUUAUAAAUCCUCCUCAAUCUGCGAUUUUGGGAAUGCAUGGUAUCUUCGAUCGACCAAUUGCAAUUAAAGGAGAGGUAAAAGUUAGACCAAUGAUGUAUGUUGCACUGACAUAUGACCAUCGUUUGAUUGAUGGACGUGAGGCUGUUUUGUUCUUGCGUAAAAUCAAAAGCGCGGUUGAAGACCCUGCCGUCAUCUUGACAGGAAUAUAAAAGUGACUUUUAAAAAUCCCUUGUUUUAACUAGAGAAUUAUGUACAGAACCUACAGUAAUUGUCCUACAUGCACGUGCGAAUAAUUUAUAUACAGAGAUCACAAAUUGCUUAUUCUUUUUUUUAUGGUAUUUGAAAAUCAAUUCUCUUAUUAUUUCUUUGUCUUUGUAACAUUUAUUCUAUUUUAUUUGGGGAAUGCACUUUUUGCUGAGAUCUAUUUAACGAAUAAAAUUGUAAUUAAAUUUUA
Messenger RNA from Agrilus planipennis (emerald ash borer), 1790 nucleotides. Its product is annotated as dihydrolipoyllysine-residue succinyltransferase component of 2-oxoglutarate dehydrogenase complex, mitochondrial. Gene Ontology annotation, biological process: tricarboxylic acid cycle. NCBI's taxonomy places the organism in Eukaryota, Metazoa, Arthropoda, Insecta, Coleoptera, Buprestidae. Bases 91 to 1545 code for a protein of 484 amino acids. Gene Ontology annotation, molecular function: dihydrolipoyllysine-residue succinyltransferase activity. The transcript has 9 exons. Gene Ontology annotation, cellular component: oxoglutarate dehydrogenase complex. The record is from RefSeq and is a predicted model, not a curated record.